This is a messenger RNA of Prorocentrum cordatum, 1246 nucleotides long. The record is from the annotation of a GenBank genome assembly. NCBI's taxonomy places the organism in Eukaryota, Dinophyceae, Prorocentrales, Prorocentraceae.
ACCAUUUAUCUUAGUCACGCUGGCGAUGCCCCUCUCGAAGAUGGGGACAUGUUUGGUCGCAUGGUGCCGCCCCCAAGCGGCUAAGAAAGAGCCUAAACCGCAAUGCAUCUUUAGCACGACUGGGCAGUGCCUGCCCGCCAAGCGGCCAAGCCAGCGUCGAGGGUCUGUACAAUCUGCGAGCACAGGCUCUGCAGCUCGGCGAGCUUGGGCGCGGGGGGCUGGGCGAGCUGCUCGUUGAUUCGGCCUCCGCGCCCGCGGAGAUUCAGAGCCUCUCGUUGAGCUCCCAAUGGCCGAGACUCUUGGCGCACAGGGGAAAACCAACCGAGGGUCUGCGUAGCCGAUGGCCGCGAGCGCGGCCCCGAGAAUGAUACCGUUCGUGAGCCUCUGGUGCAAACUCCCCGCCGCGCCGAGCGGGCCGGGCGCCGGUCUGCUCUGGUCCUCGGGGGCCCGCUGCGCGCGCGCCGGCCAGAAGGCUGCUGCCAGCGGAGCCAGCCUGAUGCAAACCUGGGCGGCCGCCACGCGAUCGGCACCGCACGGCAGGCCUGCUUCGGGGAACGCUGCGCGGCGCCGCAGCAGCGGCAGGGCCUCGCCAGAAGCGGGCGACGGUCAAGAUGUCCAGGCCCAUCGCGCAAGGCCAGGCGUUGACCCAGGUGUUCCUUCCUCUGCAGUCGACGCUCUGUCGGAGGGUGACCGCCCGCUGCUCGACGAACAUUGAGACGCUGGGCGCUUGGGCAGGAGAGCCCAGACCAUCGACGUCGAAUCGAACCGGGUCGCAGGAGUCGAGAUGAGCCCCGCGGGGGCGUGGGCGCUACAGGCAGGCCGCCUCUCUUGCCCGUGCGGGGGCCGUCGGAGCCGCGGGCUGCAGCUCGCGGCGCUGCGCGCCGAGAGCGGGCCUGGCCGGCUGGGCGGCGGGGUGCCGCAAGCGAGGCGCCCGCGGCUCCCCAGACGCGGCGCUGGCGCCGGAGGGCCUCCACGUCGGGGGGAUCGCCCGCGAAGGCCGAGCGGGUCGCGGCAAGGUCCGCGGGAUCGCGCAGAAGCUCGGGCCCGACAAGCUGCCAGGGGACCAGUGCAGGUGCAGGAGGGCGGGGGCCCUGUUUGGUGCCUCUGGUGCGGCAGGCCCCCAAGCUUCGCGAGGCCUCGUCAGCGAUGGCAAGCUCGGACGGGCACCGCCUCCAGACGAUGCGCAUCCCGAGCGCCAGGGGCGCGGCCGCCACUUGACGACAAACCCGAGAAAGUCCAGCACUGG